AUGUCGAGAGAAGGUGAAAUUCCUCUCGUUCAAGGGGACGAAAAUGCUAGAGAAUCGAGCUCCUCAAUGGAAGGACGGUUGCGUCAGAUGGAGAGCAUGAAUGCUCGAUUAUUGGCUAUACUGGAGGCUCAGGGUCAAAGGUCUGAUGAUGAAGAAGGAAAAUUUUAUAAGAGGCUAUCAUCCCACAGGCCAAGAACCUACGAUGGGGAGCCAGAUCCGGUUAAAUUUGAGGAUUGGAUAGCGUACAUGGAAAAGCUGUUGGAGAUCAGAAGUUGUCCUGAGCAUAUGAAGGUUAAGUUGGCUUCAUUCUACCUUGAAGGGCCAGCUGAGAUAUGGUGGAGGACUGUCAAGAAGAAUUUCCAGCAAUCAGACUACACUUGGGAUAAAUUUCUGGAAACCAUUCGUCAAAGGUUUUAUCCUCCAGCUCUACAGAAGAAGAAAGAGAGUGAGUUUCUAUAUCUCUGGCAAGGAAAAAUGACUGUGGUGGAAUACGCUGCAAAAUUUAUGGAGUUGUCUCGUUUUGCACCAGAACUAGUCAGCUCGGAGAAAUUUAAAACAUCUCGCUUUUUCGAAGGGUUGAAUUUUAAGUACCAGAAGAGGGUGGGGUAUUACACCAACUAUCAAGAGUUAUAUGAUCGAGCCCUAGAGCAGGAGAGGAUUGAUCAGAAAGAGGAGGAGUCAAAUAGGAGGAAGAAUGACGGUAAAAUGAAUGACGGAGGAAUCAAACGAGCGAGAAGUGGCUCAAAACAGCAGCAAAGGGGUGAAGGCCAGCAAAAGGCACCAAAGAAGGGAAAAGCCUGUUUUAAGUGUGGAAAGGAUCACUGGGGAAAGAGAUGUGAGGGCUCUGGGAGGCAAACUGGAUUUGUUGGGUACAAUCGAGCAGGGGGGAACCCCCAGGGUUUCCAAGGUAGGAAUGCGGGAUUCAAUCAAGGAAAUCGGGGAAAUUCUGGGAAAACCCCGGGUAAAGUAUUUUCUAUGUCUGAAAGCUCCCAAGGGAAUCUAAAGGCUCCUACAACUGGAGGUAAUGUUAUUUCUGGCACCUUUCCCGUAUGCUCUGUAAAUGCUCAUGUGUUGUUUGACUCUGGAGCCAUCAAUUCAUUCAUCUCUGUUUCAUUUGUUAAAAAUUUGAAAAAAAUUCCUUCCCCAUCCAUAAUAAAUUUAUUGAUAGGUGUUCGGGAUGGAACCCAGUCCUUGUGUGACGUUAUGUAUAGAAAUUAUCCUGUCAAAAUUUCUGAGAACGAGUUUAUGGCAAAUUUAGUUCAGUUCGAACUAGGGAUUUAUGACGUAAUUUUGGGAAUGGAUUGGUUAAGGGAUCAUAGGGCAGUGAUAGAGUGUUCUAGGAGGACCAUCCAGCUUACAACAGCCUCAGGAACUCAAGGUGCAAAUAAUAUCUGCUUUGAAGAUGAUGAAGGAGUUAAAAGGGGGGAAUGUAGGGUACCUGUGUCAAGUGACAUACCGAUAGUUAAGGAGUUUUGUGAUGUAUUUCCUGAUGAAUUGCCUGGACUACCCCCUCACAGAGUUGUAGAUUUUCACAUAGACUUAAUGCCCGGAGUGACACCUAUAUCAAAGGCCCCAUACCGUAUGGCACCGGCAGAAAUGGCCGAGUUAAAAACCCAGCUUGAAGAAUUACUUUCGGAGGAGGAUAUACCCAAGACCGCAUUUAGGACUAGGUAUGGACACUAUGAAUUUGUGGUGAUGCCAUUCGGGUUAACUAAUGCCCCAGCGGCCUUUAUGGAUUUGAUGCAAAGAUAUUUUAAACCAUACCUAGACCAGUUUGUGGUAGUCUUCAUUGAUGAUAUUUUGGUAUAUUCGAAGAGUCCUUUUGAGCACGAAGAACACUUGAGGAUUGUUCUAGGGAUUUUACGAAGAGAAAAGCUUUAUGCGAAGUUUAGCAAAUGUGAAUUCUGGUUGGAGCAAGUCAUGUUUUUGGGCCAUGUAGUGUCUAAGAGAGGAAUUUCAGUAGACCCUGAGAAGAUCAAGGCGAUUAUGGAAUGGCCAGCACCCACCUUUGUAACCGAGGUCCGUAGUUUCAUGGGGUUAGCAGGAUAUUAUAGGAGGUUUGUUGAAAAUUUCUCCCGCAUAGCUUUGCCCAUCACCAAUUUGAUUAGGAAGGAUGUCAAGUUCCAAUGGACACCGAAAUGUGAAGAAGCUUUCCAAGAGCUAAAGCGACGUCUGACGAGUGCCCCCAUUCUGACCCUACCUGAUAGCAGGGAACCAUACGAAGUUUAUAGUGAUGCAUCAUUAGAAGGGUUGGGUUGUGUACUCAUGCAGAAUGGAAGGGUUAUAGCAUAUGCAUCUCGACAGUUGAGGCCUCACGAAAAGAACUACCCUGUGCAUGAUUUGGAAUUGGCGGCAGUGGUGUUUGCGCUGAAAUUGUGGCGACAUUAUCUUUAUGGGGUUCCUUGCAAGAUAUUCACAUAUCAUAAAAAUUUAAAAUAUAUUUUCACUCAGAAGGAACUCAAUAUGAGGCAGCGGAGGUGGCUAGAGUUAAUGAAAGAUUAUGACAUGGAGAUUCAGUAUCACCCGGGAGGCAUUUGGUUCAAAUUAAAAUUCAGCACAUCGUUUCAUCCAGCUUCAGAUGGUCAGACUGAGAGGACCAUUCAAGUAUUGGAAUACAUGCUUAGAGCGUGUGUAAUGGAGUUCCAGGGAUCUUGGGAGGACCGGUUGGCACUUGUUGAGUUCUCCUAUAACAAUAGUUAUCAGGCUACCAUUGAUAUGGCCCCAUAUGAAGCCUUAUAUGGUCGCCGAUGCCGAACGCGAUAUGUGGGAUGA
Messenger RNA from Beta vulgaris subsp. vulgaris (sugar beet), 2772 nucleotides. RefSeq lists its product as uncharacterized. The record is from RefSeq and is a predicted model, not a curated record. NCBI's taxonomy places the organism in Eukaryota, Viridiplantae, Streptophyta, Magnoliopsida, Caryophyllales, Amaranthaceae. The coding region runs from base 1 to 2772 and encodes 923 amino acids. The transcript has 6 exons. Gene Ontology annotation, molecular function: nucleic acid binding.